GGUCAGUAUCUUGAGUCUAAUACGUCGAUCAUACCAUGUUGAAGAUGAGCGGGUGGCAGCGACAGAGCCAAAAUAACAGCCGGAACCUGAGGAGAGAGUGUUCCAGAAGGAAGUGCAUCUUCAUACACCACCACACCUGAAAGCAGAAACCGGUCCAAUUACAGUCAUGGCAGCUGAGUCUCUGCCUUUCGCCUUUGAGACAGUGUCCAGCUGGGAGCUGGAAGCCUGGUAUGAGGAUCUGCAGGAGGUCCUGUCCUCAGAUGAAAUUGGGGGCACCUAUAUCUCAUCCCCAGGAAACGAAGAGGAAGAAUCAAAAACCUUCACUACUCUUGACCCUGCAUCCCUAGCUUGGCUGACUGAGGAGCCAGGGCCAGCAGAGGUCACAAGCACCUCCCAAAGCCCUCGCUCUCCAGAUUCCAGUCAGAGUUCUAUGGCUCAGGAGGAAGAAGAGGAAGAUCAAGGAAGAACUAGGAAACGGAAACAGAGUGGUCAGUGCGCAGCCCGGGCUGGGAAACAGCGCAUGAAGGAGAAGGAGCAGGAGAAUGAGAGGAAAGUGGCACAGCUUGCUGAAGAGAACGAGCGGCUCAAGCAGGAAAUCGAGCGCCUGACCAGGGAGGUAGAGACCACACGGCGGGCUCUGAUCGACCGCAUGGUCAGUCUGCACCAAGCAUGAACUGUUGGCAUCACCUCCUGUCUGUCUCUCCCGGAGUGUACCCAGCACCAUCACGCCAGUGCCAAGCAUGUAAUCUCCAGUGCACAUGCUGAGGAGGGGACUGAGGGUAGACCAAAGGAGAGGGGCUUGUACACUGUACAUUCUUUAUUACUGUCCAUACCCAGUAAAGUGACUUUGUGUGAACAUUC
This is a messenger RNA of Rattus norvegicus (Norway rat), 861 nucleotides long. It is a transcript of the gene Ddit3, whose product is annotated as DNA-damage inducible transcript 3. The record is from RefSeq and is marked validated. Gene Ontology annotation, biological process: ER overload response; positive regulation of neuron apoptotic process; regulation of DNA-templated transcription. Bases 167 to 673 code for a protein of 168 amino acids. Gene Ontology annotation, molecular function: DNA-binding transcription factor activity; protein heterodimerization activity. Lineage: Eukaryota; Metazoa; Chordata; Mammalia; Rodentia; Muridae. The transcript is spliced from 4 exons. Gene Ontology annotation, cellular component: nucleus; cytoplasm; CHOP-C/EBP complex.